Sebastes umbrosus (honeycomb rockfish) is the source of this 2527-nucleotide messenger RNA. It is a transcript of the gene btbd17b, whose product is annotated as BTB (POZ) domain containing 17b. Lineage: Eukaryota; Metazoa; Chordata; Actinopteri; Perciformes; Sebastidae. Gene Ontology annotation, molecular function: protein binding. The coding region runs from base 451 to 1899 and encodes 482 amino acids. The transcript has 3 exons. The record is from RefSeq and is a predicted model, not a curated record.
CCACUAAAACAUGGAACUGUGUUAAUAUUGAUUGUUAAUAGCGCCUAACCUCCCUGACUUUUAAACUAAACAAAACCCCCCAAAACAUUAAGCUGAGUCCUUGCUUGGCCCGGUGCCGCCGAUCAAUGCCAUGCAACAUCCAAAAGGGAGGAAUUCAAAAUCAAAGCUGUCGCUAUAGCAACGCCCCUGCCAGAUUCCACCAAUCAAUGGAAUCCGUGGGGUUGCGAGAUGCGCCAGGGAAAGGCCAGCGUCCUACAUAAAGAGUGCGGGACGGGGAGCCGGGCGGCACACACACACUCUCGGGGCAACACACACCUUUCUGCAAGCCACAAAAAAAGGCACAGCAGCCAGAAGAAGAAGAAGAAGAAGAGUCAGGAGGAGAAGUGGCACAGAGUCAGGAAGAGAGGGGGAAAGGACAAAGGAAGAGAGGCAGGGAAGAACUGAGAAGACAUGGUUCGCUCACGUGAACAAGGGAUCCCUGCCUGGGUCUGUGUGGGCACCCUGCUCCUCUUAAUCCACUCUGUCACAGUUAGAGGAGCUGCCCUGAAGCUGGAGGCAGCGUUAGACACCGGGGCCACGGUGCUGAAUCACUCCAUGGGCCUGGUGCAGCGUAUGGAGACCCUGCUGGCCCUGGGGAACGGCAGCGACGUCACCCUGCGGGUGCAGACCAUCAACACGGAUGAGGUGAAGGUGAUCCAGGCCCACAGCCUGGUUCUCACGCUGCAGAGCGACGUGUUUGAAGAGCUGCUGCUCACUCGCAACAACAGCGUUGUGGUUUUGAGGGAGACGCCUGACUGUGCAGCUGUCUUUGACAAGUUUAUCAGGUAUCUGUACUGCGGUGACAUCUCAGUGCGGCUAGAUCAGGCCAUUUCUCUCCAUAAGCUGGCCAGCAAGUACCACGUGUGGGGCUUGCAGCAGGGUCUGACCCAGUACAUGACCCAACAUCUGUCCAGUGAGUCGCCCACAGGCCAUGUGAUUGGCUGGUACAACUAUGCGUUACAAAUUGGGGACGUGAUCCUGCGGGACAGCUGCCUGCAGUACCUGUCCUGGAACCUGUCUUCUGUGCUGCAGAGCGGAGAAUGGGGCUCCAUCAGUGAAGACCUGCUCCUCUCCUUGCUCCAGCGCUCCGACCUCAUUCUGCAGACGGAGCUGGAGCUCUACGAGGCCCUGGAGGCCUGGAUUAGCCAGAACCAGCCUGUCAGUACGACGGUGGAGAGUGCCCUGAGGGCUGUUCGAUACGGCAUGAUUCCCCCUCAGCACCUCUUCCGUCUUCAGAAGCAAUCUGCCCUCCUGCAGAAGCAUUACGAGUCUAUCCGCGAUCUGCUCUACCUCGCUUUCCAAUUUCACUCUGCCUCACCUAUCCAGCUGGCCAAGUACUUUGAUGUCAACUGCAGUAUUUUCACUCCCCGUAACUACCUGUCCGCCUCCUGGGGUUCCCCUUGGGUCAUCAAUAACCCCACCCGCGAUGACCGCAGCUUCAGCUUCCAGACCCAGCUCGGGCCCAGCGGCCACGACUCCAGCAAGAGAGUGACCUGGAACGCCCUGUUCUCCCCUCGCUGGCUCCCACUCAGCGCCAGGUCAACCUAUACCGAGCUGGGCGCCAUGCAGCCCACGCGCACGGACGGAGGUCGACCUCGCAUCAUCGUAACGCCAGCCACUUCGAGUCCUGACUUUGCCGGAGUGAGUUUCCAGAAGACUGUGAUCGUGAUGGCAAGACAGCAAGGAAAAGUGGUGGUUCGCCACGUCUAUAACUUCCACCAGAGCACAGAGGAGGCCGGUGAUUUCCUGGUGGACGCCGACCUGCAGCGCCGCGCAUCAGAGUACCUGAUUGACAGCUCCCUCUAUCUGCACAUCGUCAUAAAACCUCUCUACCAUACCCUCCUUGUUGCCAGGAAGUAAAGGCAGGAAUCUGGUGUGGCCUUACUAUCGGUUAUCCACCCUCCAACCACACAAUCACAUAUUCCAAAGUAAACUCAUCUCACAGCACGUGUUUAUGCAUCAGGUCUGAGACAUCUCUGUUUAGCAAGGAGGUGUUUGGUAUAAGAAAAGGACUCACAAUUUAAUGCAGCGUUUAUCACAAUAAUGAUGGUAUUCAGUAUUUCAUGCAUACUAAAAAAAACACUGUACUGUAUUAUUUGUUCAGGUAUUCUAUAGUUUAGCCGUUUGUUCCUUGAAUUUAUUAAAUCUAUGUGAUGGUUUAAUGUUGUUUGCAUAGGUACUAUAGAAGUUUUGCUUUAAAAUAAAAUGUUAUUGCUAUUAAUUUAAUGCAUUUCACUAUAGAUUUUUAGUUCUUGUAUAUCGUACUUGUAUAUGUUGUUUACAUACCAAAAUGUGUAAAUUAAAGUGCAUUCCCAUCAUCAGUGUUCCUUUGUAUACCAGUUGACUUGCAAGACAGUGAGUCCUUUGCUAUUUAUUUAUUAUUUAUUGUUACACAUGCAUUUUAUCUAGCUUUUAAAUAAAUUACACCAGUAUGUGAUUUUCAUCCUGAAACAAAAAAAACAAUUAAUAAAAGGCAAUAACAUAAAAA